This is a messenger RNA of Peronospora matthiolae, 195 nucleotides long. The record is from the annotation of a GenBank genome assembly. NCBI's taxonomy places the organism in Eukaryota, Oomycota, Peronosporomycetes, Peronosporales, Peronosporaceae.
AUGUCGUCGGAAGAGUUGCACCUCUUGACGUUGCGUCUCGUGUCGUUGCGUGCUCAAAAGACAAAUGUGUUCCACUUGUACAAGAUGAGUAAUAAAGCACACGACACGAGCUCGCGACGCCGUUUCAAGGUAUGCAUGGGUAGAAAUGCUCGUCCUGUACCCAAGUGCAAGUUCUACACGCUCUCAAUCGACUGA